Sarcophilus harrisii (Tasmanian devil) is the source of this 4509-nucleotide messenger RNA. It is a transcript of the gene ATP6V0A1, whose product is annotated as ATPase H+ transporting V0 subunit a1. Bases 151 to 2739 code for a protein of 862 amino acids. The transcript has 23 exons. Gene Ontology annotation, cellular component: vacuolar proton-transporting V-type ATPase, V0 domain; plasma membrane; vacuolar proton-transporting V-type ATPase complex. Gene Ontology annotation, biological process: proton transmembrane transport; vacuolar acidification. Lineage: Eukaryota; Metazoa; Chordata; Mammalia; Dasyuromorphia; Dasyuridae. Gene Ontology annotation, molecular function: proton-transporting ATPase activity, rotational mechanism; ATPase binding. The record is from RefSeq and is a predicted model, not a curated record.
UGCCGAAUCUGCAAAGCGAUUCUGCGGUAGCUGCGGCGACGGUGGCGGCGGCUGCGGCUGCGGCGACGGUGAGGAAGCGGCCACGGAGCAGGGCGGCGGCUACAGGUCAACAAAAUCCAGUAAUUUAGUUGCUGGAACUUUCCUGCCAACAUGGGGGAGCUUUUCCGCAGUGAAGAGAUGACAUUGGCACAGCUUUUUCUACAAUCUGAAGCUGCUUAUUGCUGUGUCAGUGAGUUGGGAGAACUUGGAAAGGUUCAGUUCCGAGAUUUAAAUCCAGAUGUGAAUGUAUUUCAACGAAAAUUUGUCAAUGAAGUUCGGAGAUGUGAAGAAAUGGAUCGGAAACUCCGGUUUGUUGAGAAGGAGAUAAGAAAAGCCAAUAUCCCUAUCAUGGACACAGGUGAAAACCCUGAAGUGCCUUUCCCCCGGGAUAUGAUUGACCUUGAGGCAAACUUUGAGAAGAUUGAAAAUGAACUGAAAGAAAUCAACACAAAUCAGGAAGCUUUGAAGAAAAACUUCCUGGAACUGACGGAAUUAAAAUUUAUACUACGCAAAACUCAGCAGUUUUUUGAUGAGAUGGCGGAUCCAGACCUGUUGGAGGAGUCUUCCACCCUCUUGGAUCCAAGUGAAAUUGGAAGAGGCACACCCUUACGGCUUGGCUUUGUGGCUGGUGUGAUUAACCGGGAGCGCCUCCCUACCUUUGAGCGUAUGCUGUGGAGAGUGUGCCGGGGAAAUGUAUUCCUUCGUCAAGCUGAAAUUGAAAACCCCUUGGAGGAUCCUGUGACUGGAGACUACGUGCACAAGUCAGUAUUUAUCAUUUUCUUCCAAGGUGAUCAACUGAAAAAUAGAGUUAAGAAAAUCUGUGAAGGGUUUCGAGCUUCACUCUAUCCCUGUCCUGAGACACCACAAGAGAGGAAGGAAAUGGCUUCUGGAGUUAACACCAGGAUUGAUGACCUCCAAAUGGUUCUAAACCAAACAGAAGAUCACAGGCAAAGGGUCCUCCAGGCAGCUGCUAAAAACAUCCGUGUCUGGUUCAUCAAAGUUCGGAAGAUGAAGGCCAUCUACCAUACCCUUAACCUGUGCAACAUUGAUGUAACCCAGAAGUGUCUGAUUGCUGAGGUCUGGUGCCCUGUCACUGACCUAGAUUCCAUCCAGUUUGCUCUGAGGAGAGGCACGGAGCACAGUGGCUCUACAGUCCCCUCCAUUCUGAACAGAAUGCAGACAAACCAGACUCCCCCAACUUAUAACAAAACCAACAAGUUUACAUCUGGUUUUCAGAACUUGGUAGAUGCUUAUGGCAUUGGGACUUAUCGGGAGAUCAAUCCAGCUCCCUAUACCAUCAUCACUUUCCCUUUCCUGUUUGCUGUCAUGUUUGGAGACUUUGGCCAUGGGAUUUUGAUGACUCUCUUUGCUGUGUGGAUGGUGAUGCGAGAGAGCCGAAUCCUCUCCCAGAAAAAUGAGAAUGAGAUGUUUAGCACUGUGUUUAAUGGCCGGUACAUCAUUCUGCUGAUGGGUGUGUUCUCCAUUUACACUGGACUUAUCUACAAUGACUGCUUUUCCAAGGCAGUUAAUAUAUUUGGGUCAUCCUGGAGCGUCAGGCCAAUGUUCAUAUCUAAUUGGACGGAAGAGACACUUCGAGGGAAUCCUGUUCUCCAGUUAGACCCUGCCAUCAAAGGGGUAUUUGAGGGACCCUACCCUUUUGGCAUUGAUCCGAUUUGGAACAUUGCUACCAAUAAAUUGACCUUCCUUAACUCGUUUAAGAUGAAAAUGUCUAUCAUCCUUGGUAUAAUUCACAUGAUAUUUGGUGUUACUCUCAGCCUUCUCAACCAUAUCUAUUUCAAGAAGCCUCUGAAUAUCUACCUUGAGUUUAUUCCGGAAAUUAUCUUCAUGAUCUCAUUGUUUGGCUACUUAGUCAUCCUCAUUUUUUAUAAAUGGACAGCAUAUGAUGUUCAUACUUCUAAGGAUGCACCAAGCCUUCUGAUCCACUUCAUAAACAUGUUCCUUUUCUCCUACUCAGACUCCAGUAAUAAGAUGAUUUAUUCUGGGCAGCAAGGAAUUCAGUGCUUUCUGGUGGUGAUUGCAAUGCUGUGUGUUCCGUGGAUGCUGUUGUUUAAACCAUUGAUCCUUCGCCAUCAGUAUUUAAGAAGGAAGCAUUUGGAAGGGCAGCCUGUGGAGGCCCCAGUCAGCCCAACCCAGAGCGAGCAGGGACUAGAGGCAGCAGCGGCUGCAACAGGAACUCACAACUUUGGUGGGAUCAGGGUGGGCAACGGACCGACUGAGGAGGAUGCUGAGAUUAUUCAGCAUGACCAACUCUCCACCCAUUCAGAGGACGCAGACGAGCCUACCGAGGAUGAAGUGUUCGACUUUGGUGACACCAUGGUGCAUCAAGCCAUCCACACCAUUGAGUAUUGCCUGGGCUGCAUCUCUAACACAGCGUCCUACCUUCGGCUCUGGGCCCUCAGCCUUGCUCAUGCACAACUGUCUGAGGUACUCUGGACCAUGGUCAUCCAUAUUGGCCUAAAGGUGGAGAGUUUAGCAGGAGGCUUGGGCCUCUUCUUCGUCUUUGCAGGAUUUGCCACGCUUACUGUUGCCAUCCUCUUGGUGAUGGAGGGUCUUUCGGCCUUCCUCCAUGCACUGAGGCUGCAUUGGGUUGAGUUCCAGAAUAAGUUCUACAGUGGUACUGGCUUCCAGUUCUUCCCCUUCUCUUUCGACAACAUUCGUGAAGGAAAGUUUGAAGAGUGAUCAGUGAUCCAGGCUGUCCCAGAACUCCCUGCCCCCUACUGUGGUGAUUAGCUCAUCUCUCCAGUCUAUGUGUUUGUUGUGAUCCCCAAGGCCUGGCUACCACCAGACCUCCUUCGCCAUCUGUGGAAGUCGUGUAGACUGUGAUUGCUCCCCUGUUCUGUCCUUGAUCCCCACUGCUUUGUGUUCUGUGAAGAGCUUGAGCAGCACAGCCACGAUUUGGACGUAGCCACUGAUCAGAGAACGGUCACCUUCCCAACCCCCUACCCAUUAGACAUUAUAGAGGCCAGGAGGAAGACCUCUCCCUCUCUUUCCCCAGUCUUUGGUUCACUCACUUUUCUCACAUUUGGAACCAACCAGGAACAGGUGGUUGGGGAAUUGACACCAUUUUUUCUUCUUGUUACACAAGGGGAACAAUAGCUCCCAACUUCUGAUGUGUGUGCCCUACAGCUCUAGCAGGAACUAUUGGAGGAAUUCCCAAAUCUCCCACCUCAGGAAGGGGGAACUUAAGCUCAACAACAGAUCUGGGAAGGUGAAUUUUUGUACCUCCUUUCGACCGUGAACCUUUGGGGGUCUUGCUGAAAUCUGGAGCUCAAUUGGAGCAGAAAGAGGGAGGAUGUGGCCUGGGCCUGGAAUUAAGAACUCCUCGCUCUACCCAAAACCCAUGCAGGGGGGUUCUUUACUUGAGAUUUAUAACUCCUUAAUCCCUCCCAUAUGUCCAAAGUGCAGAGUUGUUGCUCAGAGCAAGAGUUUCUUGUUUUCUUCUUAAUCCAUUGGGACUUCCCUCUCCUAGCUGAUAUCCUCCUCCUCCUCUCCUCCACCCCAGGCCUUUCACAACUCCUCUGUUCCCCAUCUCUUUAUUGGUUUGGGGGGGAAUAAGGACAACAGAAAAUCAUUUUGCACUGAGACUUAUCCUAUAUGGAACUGAACAGGAGACCCCCAAAGAUUCUGAUCCCUCCCUCCACAAUCAUGCUGUUUUGGUACGGACUAUGGCCACCCAUGACGAUUCUCUUUGUGAGGCUGGUGGACCUUGCUUGUUUUUCUAGCUCUUGUCCCUGCCCCUUCCCACCCUUGAACCUAUUUUUCAAAAAUAGCUAGAGUUGGGCAUGGGAAGUAGUGCCAGGGAAGAGCAGCUUCACCUCCACCUAGGUUGCUAAAUGGAGAUCAGUGAACUGCACUUCUGGAGGAUGCGCUUCACCUUGACCCACACCGAGCUGUCAGGUUUAUGGCUCUUUAAUCAUGUGUUGGCACGGUGGCCCCAAUAGCCAUGACAGUUGUAGCUAAAUUGGCAUCUGUCCCCACAUAUCCCCUGAAUGGACCAGCCCUGUCCUUACUAUCGAUCGCUCCUGCUCUUUACAAAUGAAUGAAUAUAGGGAAUUCCUCUGACUACUGCCCGCCCUCUGGCAGUGAGAGAGAGAUUGUCUUAAGUUUGUCUGGGACAUGUGAGCACAAGUCCUCUGAAGGAAGAUGGUUGGGAGAGAAGACGCGGGGAUGGUUCUCCUUCCCUGGGAAAAGAAAUGCAUGAGCCGAAGAGACUGAUACUAGAGAAUGAGGAUCGGGGGAAGCUCGGUUCCUUGUGUGUUGGCUGCUGUGAUUCUGCCUCGAUUCCUUGUGCAUGGUGUUCCCCUAUUUACCCUGGACCUUGUUUACAUGAGCUUUUCUGUGUGCUUACAGUAGAGUUUGUUUAAAAUGGAGUCACCCUAGGGGAAGCCCUGUACAAGGGCCCUCUGCAAACAUGUCUCUGCUGAAUAAAGUAUUUCGCUUCACUCAGAA